CUAUUUCUGAUCAGAGAAUGGUAUUGCUAUUAGCAAGAAGAUUUAAACACCUACACCACUUCUGAGGGAAAACAUUUGAAGAGAUUGCUACAUAUAUUCUUUACAAGAGUCUAAAAUUGUCUCUAGGUCUGCAAAAGCUGCUUUUUAAAACUAUUGUGAAAUUAAGUUAUUGGUAACUGCUAGCAUGACACACACACCUCCCUGUAAUGUGACCUUGCUAGAUUCAUGAACAGGUGAACCCAACCCUAGUGCAUUUAUCUCUGACUAAUCGCAAAACUCCACUGCAACUCCACUGGUUACCAUAGAGACAUCUCAGUGUUUCACCCUGCCCUCAAUGGAGUGUAUUCCAGAAUCUGAAUAAACAGGAACAUGCUACGACAGUGUAUCUGUUACUCGGAACUACCUGCAGGUACAAGUGCCACCGUGUUUCAUAGGUUAGAGAAGGGUAAAUCUUCAGCUGAGCAGAAAGAGUGAGAAGCCAUAAUGGAUGGAACACAACUUGCGUGUGUCAAGCUCCUUUUGAUUUAUCAUAUAGUAGUGAAGUUUUCUGUUCAGGCUGCAGAUCAACCUCCCCCUGUGAACGAAGACAUGCAAACAGAAGCAACAUCCAAUGAAUCUGGAAAUACAACCAUAUCUAGAAGCAUUGUAAUGUCCACCAUUUCAGAUAAAGAAGCAGUUAAUACAACCACAGUGCAGAAUAUAAAUGCCAGUUGGAAUACAAUUACUGUGCCAGCAAAGAUAACUAGUUCAUUGGCUUUAACAACUUUGUCACAUUUUGUACGAAGCACUCUACAUCCCCCCAACACAGACAAUAGCAGCCCUUCAGAUAUUGCUAUUAGAUUCAACACUGUUGUGACAUCACCUACAGUUUCAACCUUUAAUCAAGCAACUGAUAAAGAUUCUAAUCCCAGAAUGUCCUCAGUCACAUUGAAACCAACAGCUCAGUCUUCUACGGCCACACAACUACAUACUAGCAAAGCUUUGGAUUCAGUUCCUAUAACACAGGCUUCAGGAGGAAUUCAUCUAAGGAAUUCAGAGGCCAUUCUGAUCAUUAUUUUCAGCAGCAUCCUCACAUUUGCUGUUCUAGCAAUUGUCAUAUGCAGUCUUGAUAAGUACAGGAAGAGAAGAGCUCAGUAUUCCCAUCACCCACUAUAUGACACCUCUUCUGAAACAGCUGACAUAUACACUACUCCAGACGACACACUGAUGAUAUCAGGAGGACUAUAUGAUGCACCAAGGAUUUAUAACCCCAAUAUGACUGUAUUGGACGAUGAUGAGCUUCAAGCUGAAUACUUACCAUUUGGCUCCAGACCUGGAAAAUUCAGACUUGAAAUUUUAUCUGGUGAAAAUGAAAAAGGACUUUCCCCAACCUUUGAUAGAUUUCAGCCACCACCACAACACUCAUAAUGUAGUAAUAAUGCCAGUAGUAUAAAGCACUCUCUUUAAUUCGUUGUAACAUUUGUUUUUAAGUAGCAUUUUAUUACAAUAUUAAUAAUUAUACUAGCUCUUAAUCAAUAGACCGUAAUGCACUUCACAAAGGAGGCAAGUACUGUUAUCCCCAUUUUAAUGAUGGGGAAACAAUCACAGAGAGGUGAAGUGACUCACCCAAGGUCACUUAGCAGGACUGUGGCAGAGCAGGAAUAAGUCCCAGGUCUCCUGAGUCCCAGUCUACUGCUCCAUACUCUGUGUAUGCCACUCUUCCCCACAGCUUCAGUUUCAUGCCCAAUAUACUGAUUAAUAUAAUGCUACUUGUAUAUGUUCGGUUAUACAUGCUCAGUUAUACUGAAGAUAUAAUUUAUUUCUCAUAGGAAGUCUCAUUGCAACACUGGAUUAAGCCUUUCAGCUAAGCAGGCAAGCAUUCACAUUCCUGGUAUGCAGGGAUAUAGCAAAAACAUGAAAAUGAUUAGUAAAGGUUAAACAUGGAUUUUAAAUCUUAAUCUUACUGCUGCAAAAUUUUGAAAUGCAUGGAUUUAUAACUGGGUCAUAAAAGAGACGGGCCAACCACUAUUCUUCGUUCCCUAGCAAGCUCAGUGAGUAAUUAAGGUUUACAUUUUAAAAUGGUCUCUGAAUUUAGGUACCACUGUUGUUGAACAGAACAAAAAUGGCAGCACUCAAAACUUGAAAUUGACUGUUUUGAAAUGAAAUGGUAAUUAAUAGAUACUUGGAGCCCUGGGUGAAAUCUGGGCCUCAUUAAAGUCAAUGGCAAAACUAAUAGGGCCAGGAUUUCACAUCUUAUAUUUAAGAGGGAGGAAUUAAUUUUUUGUUGCAAAGCAGCUACAGAUGUAUCAAUAGUAAUAUCCAUAUCCAUAGGUGGUUUUGACUGUCAACAAACUAAGUGAUUGCAGGGGAAUAGUUGAUUUUGAGUCACAGCCCACAUACAUGGUUCUAAAAAAGUAAUUAAUGUAUUUGGCAAAGGUUAACACAGAGAGUUUUACAGUAUUUAGAGAGAAUAGUCUCUGGUAAACUGCUGUUGUCUGUGUUAUAAGAGGGUCUGUGCAUUGCCUUCUAAUAUAUCUGUUAAAAAAUAUACAUACUGAAAAAAACUAGAAUAGAACACAAUAUUCUGUGUUUGUGUCAAGUCACUACUUUCCUGUAAAAAAAAGAACCUGUCUACAAAUGAUCCUGACUACUCAGAAGCUGCGACACCCCCUAUAUUCCAGUCACAAUAUUCUGAAGAUAUUUUGUACAUCUUUUAAAUCCCCUCUGUUAAAUGUUUAUCUGCUUUAGCUAUAUGCACUGGAACAGUUAUAAUGACGUAAGCGUCAUUGCUCAAUAGCCAAUAUAUCAGGACCAAAGUUUGUAGCUUAACUUCUAGACACAGAGUGAAAUCAUGAUCCCAGUGAAGUCAAUGGGAGUUUUGAUUAACUGCAGACAACAGCAGCAUCUUCCUUGCCACUCAGGCCCAUGACCCAUGUGUUGUAUUUGAUUCAAACCUGUCUCUAGGUCCUCACAACCAGGCUAUGUCUAAAACUUGCAGAUUCUUUCUGCAUAAUAUCUCUAAGAGCAAGUCUACACUGGCAACGCUGAAGCGCUUCCACAGCAGUGCUUUAACGUGGCUUGUAUGGGCACAGCACAGCGCUGGGAGAGAGCUCUCCCGCAGUGCUCUAAAAAAUCACCUCCACGAGACCUGAGCGAGAAAGUUGCAACGCUGUAAAUUGCCAGUGUAGAAAAGCCAUAAGACACAGACUUUCCUAUCCACCUUCAAGGCUAAAACUCUGGUCUCGGCUCUCAUCAUCUUCCAUCACAAUUAUUGCAAGAGCCUUCUCUCUGGCCUUGCCCUGCUCAUAUGCAUUCAGAAUGCUUCUACCAAUAUCAUUUUCCUAGCCCUUCACUUUCACCAUGUCAACUCUCUCUUUGCAUCCCUCCAUUGGCUUCUCCUCCUCUACAGCAUCAAAGAAAGGCUACUUAUCUACACUUCACAGCCUAUCACCACCCUACAAGGGAAGUGGCAAAGUCUACAGAUGAUACAAAAUUACUCAAGAUAGUGAAGUCCAAAGCUGACUGCAAAGAAUUACAAAGGGAUCUCAUACGCCUGGGUGCCUGGACAACAAAAUGGCAGAUGAAAUUCAGUGUUGAUAAAUGCAAAUAAAUGCACAUUGGAAAACAUAAUCCUCACAAAAGCUUAUGCUCAAAUAAAUUUGUUAGUCUCUAAUGUGCCACAAGUACUCCUUUUCAUAAUCCCAAAUAUACAUACAAAAUGAUGGGUUCUAAACUAGCUGUUACCACUCAAGAAAGACAUCUUGGAGUCAUUGUGGAUAGUUUCCUGAAGCCAUUUGUUUGAUGUGCAGCAGUCAAAAAAGCUAACACUGUUAGGAAUCAUUAGGAAAGGGAUAGAUAGUAAGACAGAAAAUAUCAAUGCCACAAUAUCAUAAUGCCACCCAUACCUUAAAUACUGCAUGCAGUUCUGGUCAUCCCAUCUCAAAAAAGAUAUAUUAGAAUUGGGAAAAGUACAAAGAAGGGCAACAAAAAUUAUUAGGGGUAUGGAUCUGCCAUCUGAGAAGAGACUCAAAAGACUGGGACUGUUCAGCUUGUAAAAGAGAUGACUAAAGGAGGAUAUGAUAGAAGUCUAUAAAAUCAUGAAUGGUAUGCAGAAAGUGAAUAAGGAAGUGUUAUUUACUCCUUCACAUAACACAAGAAUCAAGGGUCAACACAAGAACCAGGCAACAGGUUUUAAAAAAACAUAAAGAAGUACUUCUUCACACACUGCACAGUCAGUGUGUGGAACUUGUUACCAAGGGAUGCUGUGAAGGCCAAAAGUACAGCUGGGUUCAAAAAAGAAUUAGAUAAAUUCAUGGAGGAUAGGUUCAUCAAUGGUUAUUAACCAAGAUGUUCAGGAACUCAGCCCCAUGCUCUGGGUGUCCCUAAACCUUUAAUUGCUAGAAGCUAAGAUUGGACAACAGGGGAUGGAUCACUCAGUCAACUGCUCUGCCUUGUUCACUCUCUCUGAAGCAUCUGGCACUGGCCACUGUCAGAAGACAGAAUACUGAGCUAAAAUGGACCAUUGGUGUGACCCAGUAUGACGAUUUUUACGUACUUAUCUCUCAUUCACUGUUGAGAUAUUGGUUCCUGCCUCUGAUCAGCCUAUGAUACCAGCCUCCAUACCACACUUGUUAAAUUUUCAAACAAGCACCUCUAUGCUUUCUCCCAUUCUGCUCCUCAGUUGGGGGGGGAGCUCCCCAUAAACAUCCAC
This is a messenger RNA of Caretta caretta (loggerhead turtle), 4690 nucleotides long. RefSeq lists its product as uncharacterized. The record is from RefSeq and is a predicted model, not a curated record. Lineage: Eukaryota; Metazoa; Chordata; Testudines; Cheloniidae.